Molecule: messenger RNA, 1708 nt
Organism: Anopheles bellator
Lineage: Eukaryota; Metazoa; Arthropoda; Insecta; Diptera; Culicidae
Exons: 7
Coding region: 80-1330 (416 amino acids)
Source: RefSeq, a predicted model, not a curated record
CGGCAUGAGCGGAGAAAGUGUUGCACUAGCUGGAUAAUUCACAACUUUACAAUCCCCCGGGCGACAACGAAAACACACCAUGAACCUACUCUUUGGCCUGGUGCUGCUGGCCUCACACGGAGUCCUCCGAACCGGAGCCCAGCUGGAGCUCACCAAUAACUACGUUUGCACCGAGGACUUUUGUGAUAACUACCGGGAGAACAACGAGUGUGAACCGCUAAGGAUCGCUUGCCGGGCAAUGAAUGCGACCCACAACGGGAUCAUCUUCCCGUCGGCCACACCGUGUUCCUGCUGCCGAACUUGCAUCGAGAACCUACGGCUCGGUGACGAUUGUUCCGUGGGCGGCCUAGGGUUUCCGGUACCGGCCAGUAUCUGUGGUCCCGGACUGUACUGCAAGGUGGCGGACGGGGACGAGCACCCGACCUGUCAACCGAUGUUGGAGUCCAGCAAAUGCUACACGGCCCAGAAGGAAUUUGACGAUCAGCGCCAGGCAGGGCUGAUCGGCCAUCUGAUGCAGCGCCCGGAGUGUGAUGCGGACGGCAAUUAUCAGCCCGUUCGAUGCAUUCCCGGACAGACGUGCUACUGCGUCGACGAAGAUGGACAGCGGAUCUUUGGCGAGGCGGUCCACACGGCCAACAUCCAGAUAUCGAUGAGAUGCGAGUGUUCCCGAUUGGCCGCGAAAGCCCGCCAGCUGCUCAAUUCUCCUUACCCGGUCCUUACCUCGAGGUGCGACUCGAAAGGCUCGUUCGAUCAGCUGCAGUGCGUCGAUCAGAUGUGUGUCUGCGUCGAUAUGCAUACCGGUCAGCCCACGUCGGACCUUCGCAAUGUGACCCGGGGUCUCUCGACGUUGCCGUGCUUCGAUAGGAGGCUCCACGAAAACACCACCUACCUGCGGGACUGUGAGAACGUGAAGUUGGCCCAACUGUACGACAUCAGUGAGUAUCAGGCGAACGACUACAACGUGCUCGAGUUUGAUCGGGAUAUCUGCCAGCCGGAUGGGUACUACGAGCGCAUCCAGCGUCACCCGACCGGGCACUUCCUGUACUGCUCGGACCGGGACGGGGCCAUGAUCGAGAACUACCGGGCGCCCACGAACACGCGCCUGGCUGCCACCAUGACCUGCAAGUGCGCCCGGGCUCGGAAGUUGCUGGUGGACAGCAAAAGUCUAGACGUUCCGGAGUGCUGCCCGAACGGUAACUACCGCAGUUUGGCCUGUCGCCGGGGCGAGUGCUACUGCGUGGACGAGGACGGCAACCAGGUUGGGAUCGAGCGACCGGAAAAGGAUAAACGCAAUCUGCCGUGCUACAACGGAGGCGACUUCUGUGCCUGAGAGUCGCCACAACGUGACUGAACCCACGGCACGUUGGUGGAAUUUAAAUGAGUUGCCCCGACACGUGGCGUUCAUCAGGGACCCAUGAUGAGCGAUAGAUAAGCCAGGCGCGGGCAACAUUGUUGCAACGUUGGCGGUUGGCAAUGAAUUCAUCAGUUCAGCUGAAUGGCCAACCGUUGUUGGUGUGUACAAUUUGUUUCUAUUGAUACAUCAUUACCAAUUCAAAGAAGAAACACCAGCACGUUCCCACAUUGCUAUAGGGUCAUCGGGCGUUCGUUUCAACAUUAAAUUUAUUAAACUCCUUACUUUAACGACUACAACAAUGUAAAAAAUGAUGGCUUACAUCGAAUGGCACACGCGACAAAAAUAAAACAGUGU